AUGCAACAACAGCAAAGAAGGUGGGUGAAGAAUUUCCAGCUGAAUGGAAACAACACAAUCUAUGAGGACAAGCUGGAACUAUAUAACUUCGAUCCCCUGGAGGUAAUCGUCCUGCUGUCAGAGCUGACUGACCAGAACCUGUCUCUGAUUCACAACAUCACCAGGAUGGAUAAGAAAAUGGAGCACACUUUCGAGGUCACCAUAAAGAAAAUGAAAGAGGAAGAAGAGCAGCUAAACAUGCAUGUAGAAGAUAUGAAGGAGAGAGUUGACAUCAAAAAGAAGAGAAUGGCCAUGCUUAAAAAGAGUGUUCGUCUCCAUGAAUCAAUAAAGACAGAGGACCAGGAUAUUAUGUUGAAUGAUUUGGCGAUUAAGGUGGCAAAGGUGUAUUCCUCAUGCGUCGAUGAACGGCCGACCCAACUCACCACUUUGGAGAUGCUGACUGGUUUUGAGCACCAUAUAUCUCUGCUGUUCCAGCAAGUUGAGAGCAUCCCAGAGGACGUGCUGAAAACACUGAGGAACAUCAAGGACAGCGAGAAGAGGAGCAGACAGCGAGAGGAAAAACUUAAACUGGAGAUGGAGCAACACAGAGAAAGGAUGAAGGAGUGCAUUCAGAGAUCGCUGGAUGAAGCCAAGAAAACAUAUGAACGAAAGCUCAUGCCCAGAUGUUUCCCGGUCAAGAAGAAGAUUGAAGUUGUUGAUGAGGUCAUCACCUUGAUGGAGGACUUCCGUUCCCACCUCUUCACCGAGGACUCAGAUUAAAAAUAAGUACAAAUGCUCUACUUGUUA
This is a messenger RNA of Maylandia zebra (zebra mbuna), 786 nucleotides long. The record is from RefSeq and is a predicted model, not a curated record. NCBI's taxonomy places the organism in Eukaryota, Metazoa, Chordata, Actinopteri, Cichliformes, Cichlidae.